Messenger RNA from Sorghum bicolor (sorghum), 772 nucleotides. RefSeq lists its product as uncharacterized. Bases 102 to 401 code for a protein of 99 amino acids. Lineage: Eukaryota; Viridiplantae; Streptophyta; Magnoliopsida; Poales; Poaceae. The transcript is spliced from 2 exons. The record is from RefSeq and is a predicted model, not a curated record.
GCCCCCAGCACAGACGAGAACGGCUUGUUGCAACAAACCAUCGGCCAAUUGGGAAGAAGAAGCCGCGCGCAGGAAUCGUAGCAGCCAAGCCAAACGUGAGCAUGGGCUCCCUGGGUCCUAGCGUCGUGACCCUGCAGCAGCAUCCCAAGGCCGGCAAGCCUCCGGCGGCGGCGGGUGGCGGCCACCAUGAGCAGCAGAGCAGCAACUGCGGCGGCGGGUCGUCGUCGUCGUCGUUCCGGAUGCCGCUGCACUACCCGCGGUACAAGAAGGCGGACUACGAGGCGAUGCCGGAGUGGCGCGUCGACUGCCUCCUCCGCGAGUACGGCCUCCCCGUCGCCGGCGACCUCCGCGAGAAGCGGGAGUUCGCCAUGGGCGCCUUCCUCUGGCCCGAUCAGUACUGAUCGAUCAACUGCAUGCAGAUUGAAGGACCAUAUGCAUAUAUGGAGUGGAGAUUAAUUCUCCCCGCCAGAUUCUUCCACAUUCACCUAUCUAGACAUGCAUACGAGUGUGGUGUGGGUAUGCAUGAGCUCCUUCUCCAUCGUUCCGUGAAACUACUGUACACUAUCAGUGAUGAUUCUUCAUCUCGCGUUGCAUCGUCGUGGAAUCUAUCAGUGAUUAUUCAUCAGCAUCUGUACACCAUCUCAUGAUGUGCCGCUACCAUGUGGGUAGUGUAUACUACUUACUACUUGGAGUAUUAUUAGUGCAAGUUAAUUAGCUAUUUUAUCAAUGAUGGAAUAAACAUGAAUGAUCUAGCUUCCACUUCUGGGAUGCA